Molecule: messenger RNA, 891 nt
Organism: Epithele typhae
Lineage: Eukaryota; Fungi; Basidiomycota; Agaricomycetes; Polyporales; Epitheliaceae
Exons: 3
Coding region: 1-891 (296 amino acids)
Source: RefSeq, a predicted model, not a curated record
AUGAGCCUCCCCCCUAACAUCGGUUCUAGGGAGUACUACUCGAGCGAAAACCUGACGAUCAACGCUGCCAAGUACUGCUCCCGCGAGUGCCAGAAGAUAGCCUGGCCCAAUCACAGGCUCGAAUGCCGCCCGUCCCCAACCUGCCCCGACCCGCACCCAAUCUAUCAGAACCUGGGCUACCCAGCCCGCAAGACCGUCGUCGACGCCAUCCGCGACUGGUCCACCCUCCACGAGUACGCGAUCACCGUCAUCGUCAGCAUCUUCGUCCACCUCCUCGCCGCCGAGCUCGGGCGCACCGUCCACGACCUCGUCCACUCCGACGUCGCCAUGGUCAUCACCCUGAACCCCAUCGGCCGCGAGCCCCUGCGCGAGUCCCCCGCGGACCGCUUCACCUGGCAGUCCUCCCUCCUCAAGGCGAAGCCCGACGCGCUCCACGACGAGUUCGGCUUCACGCGCGCCGCGUGGGACGCCGCGGAGGCGCGCCGCGACCGGUGGGCCGCGCACCGCCCCGCGGACGCGGCGAACGUCGUCGGGCUCUUCCUCACCACGACGUCCGUCGCCGGCUCGCGCGUGUCCGUCGCGCGCGAGUACCCCGUGUUCCGCGUGCGGAAGCCGCUCGGCGCGCGCGACGCGGACGUGCUGCACGACGUGCGCGAGGUGCUGAGCGGGCUCGCGUCCACGCGGCUGGUCGCGCGGCUGCCGAAGCAGUCGCGCUCGGUGUUUCCCGACGUCGGGCACGUGGUGAAGGAGGGGAGGGAGUGGGUGUUUGCCGUGGAACCCCGGUGGAACUGGUCGAACUCGGUGCCGCACUACGUCGUGCGCUCCUUCAAGUCGAGGCUCUCUGUGCCGGUUCUGUUCAUGCGUUUUCGAGACAUCUUUGACAUGCCAUGA